Molecule: messenger RNA, 1887 nt
Organism: Phaeoacremonium minimum UCRPA7
Lineage: Eukaryota; Fungi; Ascomycota; Sordariomycetes; Togniniales; Togniniaceae
Product: putative fatty acid transporter protein
Exons: 3
Coding region: 1-1887 (628 amino acids)
Molecular function (GO): long-chain fatty acid transmembrane transporter activity; long-chain fatty acid-CoA ligase activity
Source: RefSeq, a predicted model, not a curated record
AUGCCAGCUCCUCUCGCCUUGACCGUGCCUGCGGCCGCGGCCGGGGCCGCAUAUCUUAACGCGCGGUUGUCCCUGUGGUACGACCUGCGCAUGUUCAACUCUAUCCUUCCUACCGUGACUCAGAUGUAUUGGCGCCAAUACAAUGGUCGAUUGAGUCUCUACUACGAUCUCGAAUCUCAGGCAUUGUCCAAGAAGUCCGCCGACCGGCCCUUCCUCCUAUUUGAAGAUAAGACCUACAGCUAUGCCCAGACCUAUGAGAUCGUACUGCGAUAUGGCAGCUGGCUCAAGGCAAAGUUUGACAUCAGAAAGGGGGAGAUUGUCGGAAUGGACUUCCCCAAUAGCGAUGUUUACGUCUUCGUCUGGCUCGGCCUAUGGGCUAUCGGCGCAAAGCCGGCUUUCAUGAACUACAACUUGACUGGCCAUGCCCUCGCACACUGCCUCAAGGCGGCAGGCUGCGCACUCUGUCUCGUUGACCACUCUGUUGCUCACAAUGUUGACGAACAUGUGCGCAAGGAGCUGCCAAACCUACACUUCCACAUCUUCUCUACCGACUGCGCUCAGCAGAUUGCAAAUACUGAGCCUAAACGCUUCCCGGACGACCUGCGCAAUGGCGAUAAGGUGGAGACAAUGGCUUUGCUCAUCUACACCUCUGGCACGACGGGCCUACCAAAGGCCGCCAUGGUGUCGUGGGGCAAACUACAUGCCGCAGGAGGCUUCUCGGCCCGGCUUAUUGGCACCAAGCCGGGCGAGGUAUACUAUAAUUGUAUGCCGCUCUAUCACUCAUCAGCAACGAUCAUGUGGUUCGCCAAUGUCUUGUUGCUUGGAGCUACCCUUGCCCUCGGUGCCAAGUUUUCCACCAAGACCUUUUGGCGUGAGGCACGGCGCUUCAAUGCGACUAUGAUCCUGUAUGUCGGCGAAACAUGCCGUUACCUGCUCGCUGCGCCUCCAGACAUCGAUCCCGCCACCGGCGAGAACCUGGACAAGAAACACCGGGUGCGGCUUGCUUACGGCAACGGGUUGCGGCCGGACGUCUGGAACAAGUUCAAAGAUCGCUUCGGGAUCGAUACCAUCACCGAGUUCUACGGCGCCACAGAAGGGUCCUUUGCAACUUGGAACUUGUCGAGAAACGACUUGACUAUGGGCGCAGUGGGGCGUAACGGGUCGCUAUAUAAUGUCCUUGUGGGCCUUAACGUUGGGCUCGUCGAGAUCGACUUCGAGACCGAUCUGCCGUUCCGCGACCCCAAGACUGGAUUCUGCCGGGAGGCAAAGAGCGGCGAGCCGGGCGAAUUCCUGUUUCGGCUUCCUGAUGAUGUAGAGAAGCGCUUUCAGGGAUACUACGGAAACAGGAAGGCGACCAGCGAGAAGGUCAUGCGCAAUGUGUUCAGAAAAGGCGAUGCCUGGUUCAGGACGGGCGACGUGAUGCGGAAGAUUGACGGACUGCUAUAUUUCAACGACCGCAUAGGUGAUACAUUCCGGUGGAAGGGCGAGAACGUCUCCACGGCAGAGGUCAGCCAGGUCAUCGGGCUACACCCUGCCGUUCGAGAGGCAAACGUCUAUGGAGUACAGCUCCCGCGCCAUGACGGGCGUAUUGGCUGCGCGGCCAUCGUGUUUGCUAGUGAGCCGGAUGAGGUAGUGCUGAGGAGUCUGGCAGACCAUGUGAGAGAGCGGUUACCGAAAUAUGCUCUCCCGGUCUACCUCAGGCUCAUGAAGGACACGGGCAUGCAAACGACGGGGACAAAUAAGCAACAGAAGCAUAACCUACGACAGGCGGGCGUCGAUCCGCAACAUACAGCCGGCGACGAUGUGUAUUGGCUGAGGGACGGUACAUAUGUGAGGUUUUCCCAAGAUGACUGGGAAGGUCUAAACAUAGGAAAGGUCAAGUUAUAG